GGUUUCACGCCAAUUAGUCCAGUUCAAUGGCUUUAAGUAUGAGCAGCAGAACCCGUGACCGUCAUGAGAAUUUAUUUUCACCCCUCACAGUUCUAAAAGUCUGAGAUUGAAGCAUAGAAAAGAGAAACUCAGAGCUUUGGGAAACAGCGCUGGGAAGAAAUUAAGAAGGAACAGUCUCUUUACAAUCUAAUUAUCUAGGUAAAGGUCUGUGGAUGGAAAGAGAAUGCCUCGCGGGAACUUCAACGUUUAUUUUGCAAGCAGAGGGGGACCCCAUGUUAGAGCCGAAGAGGCAGCUGGCAUAGCUCUGUUAAUUGUGAUUCUCGCAGCUCUUCUCAUCCUUGGAUGCUGGUAUUUCAGGAGGAGAAGUGGGUACAAAAUGAUUAGGAGCCCAAGAUUGGAGUCCCCGUCAAGAUUUAGUGGAGGACAGUUUGGCGAGGGAGGUGCUACAACAGAAAACAAGAUGGGCCUCGCUGAACUCCGACCUGUGCUCCCCAACGCCCCUCCUGCAUAUGAGAAGAUCUCAAUAGGAUCCCUACCUCCCCCCUACUCACCCUAAAAAAGCAACAGUGCCAGUGGGAUAACCAAAAAGAUGAAUACAUAACCUUCUUUUUGUCUUCAUUUUGCAUGUCAACUUGUGAAUAAUAAAAAUGUUACUCUCUAUUCACUAUCAUAAAAAGUGCCUUUUCUAGUACUCAAAUUUGUACAGUUUGGUGUAAGACCUUUCCUUAACCUGAAAGGAUUCCAUGUACUCUAAUGUAAUCUUAACUGUAAUUCAUGUUUCAGUUGUUUUGACUGAAAGUUCAGCUAACUUUAGCCACUAGCUAAAAAUGUGUGGAAGUAACAUGCUCACACCCGAUUGUGUUCAUUGAUGUUUAGCUAGUGGGAGCCCAUGUUUGCAAUGGAUGUUUAAAGAAAAAUAAGCCAUUCUCAUUUUGUCUUCUUGUUAGGUUUCAUUUAUUAAAAAAAAGGAAAAAAACUACAAUAUUAUUCCAUAUCUGCUUUUAUUUCUUUUGGAUAAAAAUAUUUAAAGCAUGAAAAAAAGAUUCAUAGAUUAGUUAGUUCCUUUUGGCCCAUAAACUACUUUUGCAUGAAGAGCCAUCUCACAUCAAGCUGUAAAACAUUAGUACUGUAAUACAGUUGUUUAUAUAACUUUCUUUAUAUGUAUAAAUGUUGUUUGACCUUAAGCUGCACACUUUUAUUUCUGAAGGCUGCUCAAAUAUCUGAACUUUCUAUCAAUCCCUGAAAAGCAUAUUGUUUAUAGCAAAACUGUACUUAAGAAAUUGUUAAUUUCCAUGAUUACUGAAAUGUGUAUAGCUGCAAUGAGAAUUCCUCUGUUAAAUACAGAAGCAUUAUAGCAUUCAGGCUUAAUUGUUGACUUAUUUUAACAUACUUCUGAAAGGAUUUGAAAAUGAUGGAAUGGUUAUCCCCAAUUUAUCCACAACAAUUCUGAAGUAAAAUGUCAAUAAAUAUCAUUUGAGAAAAUUACAUUUA
This is a messenger RNA of Esox lucius (northern pike), 1491 nucleotides long. It is a transcript of the gene mlana, whose product is annotated as melan-A. The record is from RefSeq and is a predicted model, not a curated record. Gene Ontology annotation, cellular component: melanosome. The coding region runs from base 224 to 556 and encodes 110 amino acids. The transcript has 5 exons. Lineage: Eukaryota; Metazoa; Chordata; Actinopteri; Esociformes; Esocidae.